Messenger RNA from Notechis scutatus (mainland tiger snake), 734 nucleotides. RefSeq names its product heat shock factor binding protein 1 (gene HSBP1). Gene Ontology annotation, molecular function: transcription corepressor activity. The record is from RefSeq and is a predicted model, not a curated record. Gene Ontology annotation, biological process: cellular heat acclimation. Gene Ontology annotation, cellular component: nucleus; cytosol. NCBI's taxonomy places the organism in Eukaryota, Metazoa, Chordata, Lepidosauria, Squamata, Elapidae.
CCCCGACCGAGGAAAGCACUUCAUUCCCCACAAUGCAACUCUCGCGCCUCGGUCUCGCGAGACUCGGGCGAGAGCCCCGCGGUUGGGCCGGUGUUCUCGUGGAGGAAGCCAGAAGCGCCUGGGAGUCGGGCCUGGACGGGUGACCGGGAGCCGGACGCAGCCGCAGCGGAUCGACAUGGCGGAGACGGAUCCCAAGACCGUGCAGGACCUCACCGCCGUGGUGCAGACCCUCCUGCAGCAAAUGCAGGACAAGUUCCAGAUUAUGUCGGACCAAAUCAUUGGCAGGAUUGAUGACAUGAGCUGCCGCAUUGACGACCUGGAGAAGAACAUUGCAGAUCUCAUGACCCAGGCCGGAGUGGAGGAACUGGAAGGAGGAGAAAACAAAGCGGCCACCACCAAGACUUCAACCUGCCAAUAAUUUAUGAUGGCUACAGGAAAGGGACAUUUUUACAAGCCUACACUGGUUUCCAGACACCAUUUUUGGGGGGUUUUAUUUUAUUUUUCCAACGACUAGUGUGUAAAAGCAAUUUUCUACUGCUGUAGAACUUGUGUUCUUGAUGUACCUUGUAUAACUAGAUUUGGAACCAUUUCUAUUCUGACUUCUUGUGCAUUGUGAGUUUCACAUACUUUUUGGAAUUGACGCAUUCUAUACUAAUUUCAAUUAUUAAAACAAUUUGAUAGCUUGUUGGGUCAGCUACAGUGUUAACGCUAUACAAGUGGACUUUUGUGAAUUU